Molecule: messenger RNA, 1434 nt
Organism: Argiope bruennichi
Lineage: Eukaryota; Metazoa; Arthropoda; Arachnida; Araneae; Araneidae
Gene: Arp1
Product: beta-centractin
Exons: 1
Coding region: 1-1131 (376 amino acids)
Source: RefSeq, a predicted model, not a curated record
AUGGAAGCAUACGAUGUGAUAAUAAAUCAGCCUGUAGUGAUAGAUAAUGGCUCGGGAGUUAUAAAAGCAGGCUUUGCUGGUGAUCAGGUUCCCAAAUGUCAUUUUCCAAAUUACAUUGGUCGUCCUAAGCAUGUGAGAGUCAUGGCAGGUGCAUUAGAAGGUGAUGUAUUUGUGGGACCAAAGGCAGAAGAACACAGAGGAUUACUUACAAUACGUUAUCCCAUGGAACAUGGUAUUGUAACAGACUGGAAUGAUAUGGAGCGAAUAUGGCAAUAUAUUUAUUCCAAAGAGCAGCUGCAAACUUAUCCUGAAGAACAUCCUGUAUUGCUAACGGAAGCUCCUCUUAACCCUCGCAGAAACCGUGAAAAGGCAGCAGAGAUCUUUUUUGAAACCUUAAAUGUUCCUGCAUUAUUUAUCUCAAUGCAGGCUGUUCUGAGUUUGUAUGCUACUGGUCGUACCACAGGUGUGGUCUUGGACUCUGGAGAUGGUGUCACUCAUGCUGUUCCAAUCUAUGAGGGUUUUGCUAUGCCCAAUAGCAUUAUGCGGGUAGAUAUUGCAGGUCGUGAUGUCACUCGUCACUUGCGCACUCUUUUACGGAAAGAGGGAUGGAAUUUCCGUACAACAGCUGAAUUUGAAAUUGUAAAAACCAUCAAGGAAAGAGCCUGUUAUCUUGCAAGUAACCCACAAAGGGAAGAAACUAUGGAAACGGAGAAGGCGCAAUAUACUCUACCCGAUGGCAGUACACUGGAUAUUGGACCUGCAAGAUUUAGAGCUCCAGAAAUUUUGUUUCGCCCUGAUCAUAUAGGCGAAGAAGUAGAAGGGCUUCAUGAAGUUUUAGUAGAUGCUAUUUAUAAGUCCGAUUUAGAUUUAAGAAGAGUAUUAUAUCAGAAUAUUGUAUUGUCUGGAGGCUCCACUCUCUUCAAAGGUUUUGGUGAUCGACUACUAAGUGAAGUUAAAAAAAUAGGACCCAAAGAUAUAAAAAUUAGAAUUUCAGCCCCUCAAGAAAGGUUGUAUUCUACUUGGAUUGGAGGAUCUAUCUUAGCAUCAUUGGAUACCUUCAAGAAAAUGUGGGUGUCGAAGAAAGAAUAUGAUGAAGAAAAUAUGCGCGCUAUUCAUAGGAAGACGUUUUAAAAAAGCAAAGAGCUUCUUAUUUUUUCCUUUUUCUGGAGCUAAUUUUACAAUGCUCUAAUUAUUUUUUACCUUUUAAUUUAUUUUGCUAUUAGAAGUUUAAAAUGAAAUAAUUUUAGCAGUUUUUAAAAAUUAUUGGUUGUGUACAUUACUUAAACCUGUAAAAACAAAAUUAUAGACCAAUUGUUAAAUCACUGGGGAAAUCAUUGAUUGGAUUGCCUUGAAUUGUAUAAAUACACUCACUUUAAAAUGCAUGAUUUCUAAAUUAUUUGAAUAUGCUAAUAAUAAAUGUCAUUCUUUAUCGCA